Oncorhynchus nerka (sockeye salmon) is the source of this 317-nucleotide messenger RNA. Its product is annotated as probable E3 ubiquitin-protein ligase HERC1. Gene Ontology annotation, molecular function: ubiquitin-protein transferase activity. Bases 18 to 317 code for a protein of 99 amino acids. The transcript has 3 exons. The record is from RefSeq and is a predicted model, not a curated record. Lineage: Eukaryota; Metazoa; Chordata; Actinopteri; Salmoniformes; Salmonidae.
UGUGUUCCUCCCUCUAGAUGAUUCCUCUGGAUUCGUUCGUGGGUCAGAGUGCGGACGGGAAGAUGGUUCCUAUUAUCCCCGGGGGAAACAGCAUCCCUCUGACCUUCUCCAACAGGAAGGAGUAUGUAGCCCGGGCCAUCGAGUACCGCCUGCACGAGAUAGACAGACAGGUGGCGGUGGUGCGUGAGGGCAUGUCCUGGAUCGUCCCUGUCCCUCUCCUCUCCCUCCUCACAGCCAAACAACUGGAGCAGAUGGUUUGUGGGAUGCCAGAGAUCAGUGUGGACGUGCUCAAGAAGCACAUGUUUUUGGGUCACUAG